This is a messenger RNA of Nycticebus coucang (slow loris), 1099 nucleotides long. It is a transcript of the gene SNX22, whose product is annotated as sorting nexin 22. NCBI's taxonomy places the organism in Eukaryota, Metazoa, Chordata, Mammalia, Primates, Lorisidae. The transcript has 7 exons. The record is from RefSeq and is a predicted model, not a curated record. The coding region runs from base 76 to 657 and encodes 193 amino acids. Gene Ontology annotation, molecular function: phosphatidylinositol phosphate binding.
CGCGGGGUCCACAGUCAGCUCCGGGUAACUCAGGCUCCCAGCGUCGCCUGAGCAGGAACUCUGUCUGGGGCGCGGAUGCUGGAAGUUCACAUUCCGUCGGUGGGACCCGAGGCCCAAGGGCCCAGGCAGAACCCAGAGAAAAGCCACAUGGUGUUCCGAGUGGAGGUGCUGUGCAGCGGGCGCAGACACGCCGUGCUAAGGCGCUACAGCGAGUUCCACGCGCUGCACAAGCGGCUCAAGAAACUGUACAAAGUGCCCGACUUCCCCUCGAAGCGCCUGCCCAACUGGAGGACCAGAGGAUUGGAGCAGCGCCGACAGGGCUUGGAGGCCUAUAUCCAGGGCAUUCUAUACUUGAACCAGGAUGUACCCAAGGAGGUGCUGGAAUUCCUGAGACUUCGGCACUUUCCUACAGACCCUAAGGCUGACAGUUGGGGCACCCUGGGGGAGUUCCUGCCUGGCGACAGCAGCUCACAGCUGCACCACCGGCCUGUCCUGAGCUUCUGCGUGGACCCCUACAUUUGCACCUCCUCCCCAGAACUUCUGCCCAACGUGGUGGUGAAUGGUGUGCUCCAGGGCCUCUACAGCUUCACUGUCAGCCCAGCUGAAGAGCAGCCAAAUGCUGCCAGUCACCCUGCUCCUCUGCCACCAAUGCCCUGAGCAGCCCAGAGGCCUUUGGGCCACGUUCCAGGACAGUCAUGUGCCUCAGUCCUAUGGGCUCCAUAUAAGGCUAGGUCCUCCUUUGGCCCGGACCUAGAACUUAACUACACAAGGUGCAGUUGUGCCUUAUCCCCUCAAGGCUCUGAACUCAACUUGCACGGGUAGCUGGGGGUAGUAGGAUUUGUGUUGAUAAGAGCCCAAGGGCCAAGACAAGGCCAAGAUGAGGCGAGGAAGAAGUCAAUUUAGAGGUAGGCUAUGAAGAGAUAUAUAUAUAUGUUUUUUUUUUCUUCUUUUUUUGCAGUUUUGGCUGAGGCUGGGUUUGAACCUGCCACCUCUGGCAUAUGGAGCCAGUGCCCUACUCCUUUGAGCCACAGGCGCUGCCCAAGCAUAGGUAUAUUUCUUAACGCAGACAAAGCAGCGGCAGUGAGGGAGUGGAAGUUGA